UAUGGCCCAACGCUUUUCCCCAUGGCCGCUGGUUCUUCAGCAGGUAUCAGCAUUAUCAUGCUGAAGCUCAGACAUGUUACCAAAUCUAGGGUUUUUCUCUCCCCAAUCUUCAUCGUCAACGAUCACACCUUCCUCCUCUCAUCAAUCUCCUCUUUCUCCUUCUCUUCUUGGUCUUCUACAUCUUCUGCGGCCCAUCCGUUCUUGCCGCCGGCCGCACCACCGGCGCAGAUCAAUUUUCGAGCGAAGGACGUUGCGCGAUCGUUCAAAGAAUGGUUCAAAGGCCAGAACAACGCGUUGAUGGAUCGAAUUUACUCGAUAUUGGGCGAUCACGACGAGAACGACCCGUCGUCGCGGAACGCCGCCGAUGCGGCACUCUCCGACCUCUGCCUUCCGCUCUCCGAGCGCUUUGUAUUGGAUGUCUUGAACUACGGCAAGGACGUGCUGUCGUGUCUGAAGUUCUUCGACUGGGCCGGGAGGCAAGCAGGGUUUUACCACACCCGCGCAACCUUCAGCGCCAUCUUCAAGAUUAUGUUGCGCGCGAAGCUCAUGUCUCUCAUGCUGGACUUUCUGGAGAAUAUCAUGAAGCGAAGUUAUGUUUACAAGGUCAGAUUCUACAACGUUCUUGUCAUGGGAUACGCAGUUGCGGGGAAGCCCGAGAUCGCCCUCCAGCUGUUCGGCAAAAUGCGGUUUCAUGGUCUUGACUUGGAUGAUUUUGCGUAUCAUGUUCUUUUGAAUGCUUUGGUGGAGGAGAACUGUUUUGAUGCUGUCCAGGUCGUGUCGAAGCAAAUCUCCAUGAGGGGGUUGGAGAGUGAGAUCACGCACUCCAUAUUAGUGAAGAGCUUUUGCAAGCAGAACCGAUUGGAAGAGGCAGAAGAGUUUCUUCGCAGCUUGGUCCGUGACGGGCGUGUUUUGAGCGGAUAUAUGGUUGGUCAUAUGGUUGGUGCGCUUUGUAAAAGCCGGAUGUUUGACAAGGCUAGUUGCUUGGUUGAGGAGUUCCAUGAGCUGAGAAAUGUUCAGAUGAAGCAUGCUUACAGUGUGAUGAUCAAGGAACUUGUUAGGGCUGGCAAGGUUGAUGUGGCAUUGGAAUUCUUGCAGGGCAAGAUGGCUUUGGAGGGGUAUGUUCCUGAUGUGUUUCGUUAUAAUAUUUUGAUCUACAGGCUUUUAAAGGAGAACCGGCUUGAGGAGGUCUAUGAUUUGCUGAUGGAAAUGAAGGAGGGUCAGAUAGCACCUGAUAAGGCGACCAUAAAUGCCGCAUUGUGCUUUUUUUGCAAGGCUGGAAUGAUGGAUGUUGCGCUUGAGUUGUACAACUCGAGGUCAGAGUUUCAGUUUUCUCCCAAUCGCAUGGCUUACAACCAUCUAAUAAAAACCCUUUGUGGGGAUGAUGCUGAUGAAGCAUAUCAUGUUUUAAGGAACUCCAUUGACCAAGGUUAUUUCCUUGGUAGGAAGACCUUCUCAAUUCUUGCGGAUGCCCUCUGCAGAGAGGGAAAGCUUGAUAAGAUGAAGGAACUGAUUCUUGUAGCUUUGGAACAAAAUUUCAUGCCUAGUACUUCAACAUAUGACAAGUUUAUUUCAGCUCUCUGUAGAGCCAGGAGGGUAGAAGAUGGUUAUCUCAUACACAGAGAACUCAAUAGAGUUACGCAAUUUGGCUCUAAAAAUACAUACUCUAACUUAAUAUAUGGUUUAAGUAAGUUGAAUAGGGGGGGUAUUGCUAUUGGACUUCUCAUUGAAAUGCAAGAGAAAGGCCACACCCCAACUCGGAAAUUGUUGAGAGCAGUUGUUAAAUGUCUAUUUGAAAUGGAUGUUUCACAUUUGCAAUUUUUCAAGUUUCUGGAGAUGCUGUUGUCUUGUCAUGAAAAUAAAUGUCAGGUUUAUGACUUCUUCAUUGAUGGAGCUGGAGACGCCAAAAAACCUGAGCUUGCCAGAGAAGUAUUUGAGAUGAUGCAGAGAAGUGAGCUUGUGCCCAAUUUGAGUUCUGAUAUUUUGAUGUUGCAGGCUUACCUAAAGAACAGAAGAAUCUCUGAAGCCCUAAAUUUUUUUAGGGACUUGCGCAAUAGGAGAGAGAUUCACAGAAAAUUGUACCAUGCCAUGAUUGUCGGUCUAUGCAAAGCCAACAACCCACAUAUUGCAUUGGAAAUCCUGAGAGAAAUGCGGGUGAAUGGAGUGACGCCUAGUCUUCAGUGUUAUGAGGAACUUGUGCUGUCAUUGUGCUUGUGCAAAAGGUAUGAUGCGGUGGUAAAUAUUGUCUAUGAUUUAGAGGGAACUAGGCAUCAUAUUUCAUCCUUCAUUGGCAACGUACUUUUGUUGCAUUCAUUGAAGAGUAAAGAGCUGUAUGAGGCGUGGGUCUGUUCAAGAGGUGCACAUGAUGAGACAUCUUCUCGUUGUUCAAUUCUUGGCCAGCUAAUUGGUGCAUUUUCUGGUCGUAUGACAAUCAACCAAAAUAUUGAGGGCUUGGAAGAAGUGAUAAACCAGUGCUUCCCACUUGAUCUUUAUACUUACAACAUGUUGUUGAGAAGACUAACCAAAACCCAAAUGGACUCUGCUUGUGAAUUAUUCAGUAGGUUGCAGCAAAAAGGUUAUGAACCCAAUCGAUGGACAUAUGAUAUAUUAGCUCAGGGUUUUUUCAAACAGGGUAGGGUAGCUGAGGCUAAGAGAUGGGUAGAAGAGAUGUUCAGGAAAGGGUUUGAUCCAACUGAAAAAAUUAAACUGUUGAUUUAACAGAGUUUUUGUAAUAAAUGCAGAUAUAAAUGGAACAAGCGAAAGACGUGAAACAUCCACAGAAGCUUUGAAAGGGCAAAAGAAAUUAACCUCCUCUGAAGUUUGACAAAAAGAUAAUUCCCUAAGGUUUGUUAAAGAGACAAACCUCCCCUCGUAUUUUGCAAAAAAAAAACUAAUUUUUGGAGGGGAGGUUUGUGGCAUUUUUGAAACCUCAGGGAGGAGCCUAAACUGAUUAUUCCUCUUACAAUUGCCUUCCCUUGUUUCUAUCGUCGUUGCAUGCUAUGGAAGCCUCGAAGCUCAGAACUCUCUCUCGUCAAAGAGCAUGGAAGCCUCCCAGCUGACUUCCCUUGAUAUCUCUCUCCUCGUGGUCCUUCAAAGCGUCAUGACUUUGCCCCGUUGAAGCACUACUUCUGAGCCUCAAGCAGGAGUUUAGUCAGAGCCAUAGAGCCAUUCGCAACCCCUCCCUUCUCCUCGAAGCUCUUUCCUUCAAUCCUUGGAAGCUUUGCAGCCUUUCAUCCGAGCCCUUGAGUGACUCACGAUCCCUUCCUCUACAAUGAACCUCUCUCUCUCAACCUCAAACCUCUCUUCUUGUCUGGUAGCCUAUUUCAGUUCCUGUGUGCUCCUCUCCGCAACAUGCAUUGCAAUGGCAGGCUGGCCAUCUUCAUUGAGAGGAAGUCCUUCAACCUUGCUCUUGACCUAUGCAGGGUCGCUGAAAAUCGCAAGAUAGGCAGUUCUCUAUCUUUCUUGAUGUGGGUGAAACUGAGUGGCUCCUGGUUGCCCUAGAUGAUUUCUGGAGCAAACUCAGAGUCAGGCCUUCCUCUUGGCUUCGACGCUGGAAUAAGCAAGGAAGAAGAUCUCUCUCCCUCAUCCCCCUUGCUGUUUUCUGGGUGGUGUCGAGAGGAAGGAACAGAAGAGCCUUCAAAGGAACUAUUUCUCCUAUUUAGUCUGUCAUAGACCAGUGGAUUGCUAUGAUCUCUAGCUGGCAUUAUGGGAGGGACCUCUUUGUCGUCUGCAAUUUUCUUGACAUUUUUCAGAGCCUGCCCAAAAAAUUCAGUUAUCUCAAAUGAGGACUCAAUCCAUUUAUUUCUAAUUCAGUUGAUACCUAUCUGGAAGUAGUAAAAGAGCUAAAACCUGGGAUUGUUGGUCACGGGAAGGCUCUAUGACUGCAAUUGCAGAUGGUGUGUCCCCCGAGCUUUGAUCUUUGGAAGGUAAGAGAAAGAACCAAGGUAGGUGGAGAGUUGUAUUUUGAUGUGGAAGACCCGGGCUUCUGCAAUGACUGCAGCUGGAUUUAUGGCUAGGCUUGUGCUAGUGGUAAAUUAAUAUUUUUCUUGAUACCAUUAGCUGUAAUACAAUAUAUUUAUUUAUUUAUUUAUUUUUUUGGAAAAAAGGAAACGGAUCUUUCAUUUCACAUAGUUGGAAGGCCUGGCAAUUGUAGUGAAAUGAUGACCGAACUUUCUUUUUCCCUGAUCCUGUAUUUCCAUUUUCCACCUUAUCAUCGCCCAUUUCAUUAUGGCCGGCCAGACAGGCAUAAAGCUGGUUCCCUGAUAGGUUUGACUAGAGCAGAAAUUUGAAGUCCCGCCUCUAUUCUCGGAUGUAGUGGCAACAAGCAGAGUGUGCAGAUUUUAUCUUUCAGACUUGCUGAUUCAAUCACUUUCACCAAGUGUAUGGAUGCAAUUUCCUUUUGCUUCAGUAGUUUUCUGGUGACUACACCGUUUGUACCAUUAAGUCCACAGUUGAAGUUUCGGAUUAAUUGUAUAUCAUUUGCUCUCUACCAUAACAUUUGCUAAUUGGGAUUCAGUGAUUUUUCU
Messenger RNA from Malania oleifera, 4523 nucleotides. RefSeq names its product pentatricopeptide repeat-containing protein At1g71210, mitochondrial. The transcript is spliced from 4 exons. The record is from RefSeq and is a predicted model, not a curated record. NCBI's taxonomy places the organism in Eukaryota, Viridiplantae, Streptophyta, Magnoliopsida, Santalales, Ximeniaceae. Bases 22 to 2715 code for a protein of 897 amino acids. Gene Ontology annotation, molecular function: protein binding.